AUUUUCUGAAAGUCGAACGUGAUUGUGUUACGACUAACAGCGGACGUUUUUACAAAAAAAAUUAAUAGAGAUGAGAUUAACAUCGAUAUUUCGUAAUGCGAGACAGCCACAGAAUGAAAAGAAAGUGCCUUUUAAGGAGAUUUUGCCAUUAAAAUUGAAGAGUUCUGUGAGUGGAAAAAAUCAGAGAAUAACAGAAAAGGGAUGUUUAUUAGAAAUGUCCAUUCUUUUGACGUGUCUCGAAGAAAAUGAGUUUGAAGAUAAAAAAUGUAUUCCACAAUUAAAAGCAUUAAAUCAAUGCUACCAAGUUUACACAAGUAGUAUGGAAUGUAUGCAUUCUUUAAAGGAUCAAAUUGUGCCUGUAUCUAACAGUAAGAACUUGACGCAUAAUCAGAUUACAUAUCUUCUACGAAGAUAUCCUACAGUAUAGUUUUUUUUUCUGUAA
Messenger RNA from Atta colombica, 442 nucleotides. RefSeq names its product coiled-coil-helix-coiled-coil-helix domain-containing protein 1. The transcript has 3 exons. The record is from RefSeq and is a predicted model, not a curated record. Lineage: Eukaryota; Metazoa; Arthropoda; Insecta; Hymenoptera; Formicidae. Gene Ontology annotation, cellular component: mitochondrion; nucleoplasm; mitochondrial ribosome. Gene Ontology annotation, biological process: mitochondrial translation. Bases 71 to 427 code for a protein of 118 amino acids. Gene Ontology annotation, molecular function: RNA binding.